AUGAAGAGCCUGCAGCGGCUUCAAUUUUACGGGGAUGUAGAUCGCAUCGAAAAAUCGGACGAACUAUUCCACGAACUCUACGACAUCUUCAACAAGGGCGACCAAGUCUUCUAUAUGAGCAACAGCGGCAUGGUGAUCACCAACGAGACGGCGAAGUCGUUCGCGAAGAAAACAGUAACUGGUGAAAACCGGAAAUUCUCCGGAUCAUUCAACCUCAACCGCCCGAUCGAUUGGACCGAUUUUGACGAGGAGUCAAGAGCUUGGCCCGAUUAUGGCAGUAUCCACAACUCCAACGAAAAAGGGAGCAGCGCCAUCUACUACACGGCCGGCAACAUCAAGGUGUUCAUUGAU
Molecule: messenger RNA, 351 nt
Organism: Mesorhabditis spiculigera
Lineage: Eukaryota; Metazoa; Nematoda; Chromadorea; Rhabditida; Rhabditidae
Source: the annotation of a GenBank genome assembly